Molecule: messenger RNA, 667 nt
Organism: Anoplophora glabripennis (Asian longhorned beetle)
Lineage: Eukaryota; Metazoa; Arthropoda; Insecta; Coleoptera; Cerambycidae
Exons: 3
Coding region: 32-568 (178 amino acids)
Source: RefSeq, a predicted model, not a curated record
AUUGCCUCACUAUACCGCUCCUAUCAAUGAAAUGGAGGUGCAAUCGAUAUUUGAGAAAGCUUGUGCAAAGAGAAUGAUUACAUUGUUGCUCGAAGUAAGGGAACAAAACAAUAAGAUUUUAGCCACAAUUACUAAACAGGCACUGACAAAUAUAACCGACUUUCUUGCACCGGACUUACCAGUGAAUUUACCAGUGCAAAGCGAAGAAGAUUUGAAUGAACUUUGCAUAUAUCUUUCUUGCAAAGCUAAUGUUGAGACCCUGGCUAAAUAUUUGUCCUCGGUUGGAGGAAGCAACUUGAGCAACAAAAUUAAUAACAUAUUGAAACGUUGUAUUUCAAACGAAGUGGCAAGAAACUAUAAUUUUCGAGGGCGCAGGGAGGGGAAGAGAGCUUUUCAGGACUUGCCAUUAAAGGAAGUCGUAAUACGAGCUGCUAAAUUAGGACAUCCAGAUUCCACAGAAAUCGAUAUAGAGAAUUACAUCAAAGUUUGGCUUAAACAUGCCCCCCAAAGAUACAAAGUAAAGGAACACAAACUGGAAAAACUUAAUAAAAUUGUAGAUGUGUCAUAAUUUAACUUAACUACGAUUGUGAAAACAAUGUGAAAUUAUAUACAUACCUAUAAUGUUUCUUUUACGUAACAAUAAACAUGUUUUGAGGCUUAUAUUUAA